This is a messenger RNA of Bufo gargarizans (Asiatic toad), 1924 nucleotides long. RefSeq names its product activator of basal transcription 1 (gene ABT1). The record is from RefSeq and is a predicted model, not a curated record. The transcript has 4 exons. Gene Ontology annotation, biological process: endonucleolytic cleavage in ITS1 to separate SSU-rRNA from 5.8S rRNA and LSU-rRNA from tricistronic rRNA transcript (SSU-rRNA, 5.8S rRNA, LSU-rRNA); small-subunit processome assembly; endonucleolytic cleavage to generate mature 5'-end of SSU-rRNA from (SSU-rRNA, 5.8S rRNA, LSU-rRNA). Gene Ontology annotation, cellular component: nucleolus. Gene Ontology annotation, molecular function: RNA binding. Lineage: Eukaryota; Metazoa; Chordata; Amphibia; Anura; Bufonidae. The coding region runs from base 80 to 865 and encodes 261 amino acids.
CCCGUGACGUCAUUAACAAGCGACCAGCAGUGCACGUUGUGUGUGGAGCUCGUCGCGUCUCUCGCCAUCUGCAAACAAUAUGGAAGAUGAACAGGAGCAGGUGACUGAAGGUGGGGCCGAGGAAGAAGAGAGCGUAGGGGGCAGCGCCCAGGGAGAAGGUGAUGCUGAGAUGGCGGAGGAAGAGGAGAAGGAAUCAGAAGGCAAGAAGAAGACUGCUAUCCCCGGCAUUAUAUACCUGGGUCACAUCCCACCUCGACUUCGGCCGCGUCACAUCCGCAACAUGAUGAGCGCCCAUGGAGAAGUGGGAAGGAUUUUUCUGCAGGCCGAGGAACGUUUUGUCCGAAAGAAAAAGAAGAAAGCCGGCAGCAACGCCCGUGAUUACACGGAGGGAUGGGUGGAAUUUCGAGACAAACGUGUCGCCAAGCUGGUGGCAUCCAGUCUGAAUAACGCCCCCAUGGGUACCCGGAAGAAGAACCGUUUCCAUGAUGACUUAUGGACCAUGAAGUAUCUCCACCGCUUUAAGUGGACCCACCUGAGCGAAAGGCUGGCCAUCGAGAGGCAGGUGCGGAAGCAGAGGAUGCGCGCCGAAGUGUCGCAGGCCAAGAGGGAGACCAACUUCUACAUGCAGAACGUGGAGCGCAGCAAAAAGUUUGCCAAAUCGGAACAAAGAAUGGCGGCAGGCGGCAGCGCGGCGCCCGACAAGCAGUGGAACUUCACACAGCGGAAAACGGAAGAGGAAAUACAGACGCUUAAAUCCGGCAGCGACAAGAAACGCAUACAGAAGAGGCAGGAACAGGCAGAGCGCGCGCAGGAACUAUCGCAGACCAAUCGCUCGCUUCUUCAGAAAAUCUUCAAUGCUUCCUGAAGAUAGAACAGGGACCGUACCCCGGAGGGUGGGCAAGUGCCUUCCCUCUGACAUGGACGAUGGUACAGUACAUCUGCAGGCGGUACAGCAUCCACCUUCAAGAAAGCAGUCAAAGCGCGGCAUUCCUGCGCUGGAUUAUAGUUAUAUAUAUUAUCACAAAUAGCACGUUAAGACCUCCUCAUCCGUAUUCUCUAUAUGGACAUCUUAGAGGGGGGGGGUCCCAAGAUGGAGGACCGCCCCUCCCCUCUGUGUGCCAGAAUGGAGAGCUGGACUCAAGCUAUGGCUGCUAUGUAAUGGGUUUACCUGCAAAAAAUGAUCUCAUUGCCCCUGCUUCCGGUCAUGGCUGGUUGUUGGGGUCCUUUUACAUGAGGUUGUCAGACAGCCGUCUCCGGCGCUCCUUUACAAAUGAAUGCAGCAGAGGCGUCCAUUUCAGGGGGUCUCAAUGGGCACGGGUCCCUGUUCUCUUUUUCAAUCUCAUUAUUAUCGCCUACCCUGAGGAUAACAUGUUAUAACCGGAAUACCCCUUUAACCAUUGUUUUUGGAUCAACCCCCAUGCAGCAGAUCUUUUCUAGCUAGUAGAGGGGGUUAUUGACCAAGGAAUUGCCUUCUGUGAUGUCCAGGUGCCCUACUAGAGACAUGACGGGGGUUGUCUGGUUCGGACUACUCCCUUGUAGUGUUGAGCGAACUUGUGUUUUAAGUUCGGGUUAUCGAAGAAUCGCGUUAUGGAUUCUGCUACCACGGACCAUACCAGAAUUUAGAAUCCAUAACCCAAUUCUUAGAUAACCUGAACCCGAACUUUAGAUGCUGAACUUACAACGCAAGUUCGUUCAACACUACUCCCUUGUAAUAAUGUACAGAUACGAUGACCAGUCUAGUAUCGGUUCACAGAUGCAGCGUUGACUGCCUCCAGCAGGGGGCGAUCACAUCGAGCCAUAGGACCUGGAGACAGUGUAUUUUCCUGGCUGUAGUAAUGGACCUGCCCCGUAUGAUCAGAAUGUUUCUAUAUAUAUAUCUAUCUAUCUAUCUUUCUAAAAAUAAUAAAUAAAAAUAUAAACUGGA